Messenger RNA from Entamoeba invadens IP1, 1737 nucleotides. RefSeq lists its product as hypothetical. Lineage: Eukaryota; Evosea; Mastigamoebida; Endamoebidae. The transcript has a single exon. The record is from RefSeq and is a predicted model, not a curated record. The coding region runs from base 1 to 1737 and encodes 578 amino acids.
AUGGUGUUGCCUUCACCACAAACGUUAAUUACAGAGAUCAAUUCUUUAACACCUGUCGAGCAAAUUGCAACAAUUCAAAAAUAUGUGGGAAGUACAGAGAAGUGUGAGGAAGAGUGUUUUGAACUUUCCAAAGAGAUAGGGAUCACUGCUGCAAUGGUUACAGAUCUUUCUUAUUUCAUCAAUGAACUCAAGAAAAAGUGUUUGGAAGAUGGGGCACACAUUGUUGAAACAAAAAACCAAAUAGUCACACUUUUAAUACAAAAAGAGAAAAUGCAAUUUGAAGAAGAGCUUAAGAAAAACUCUUUCCGAAAGGCGCAGAUGUUUAUGGAGUUCAGUCAAAAGGAAAAGAUACUUAAUGGAAAAAUCAGAAUGAGUGAACUUCUUUUUGAUCAACAAAAAACAGAAAACACAUUUUUGAGCAACAAUGAAAUUUCUAACAACGACAAAUUGAAUGAAAAAAUAAAUGAAAAUUAUAUGACAAAAGUGAAACCAAAAAUAGACGGAAAUGAACAACAAAAAGAGAAUAAAAAUGACAACUCAAUUACUUUUGUACAAAACACAAAAAGUGAAGAGAAAGUGAAGAACAAAAUGUUAGAAAUAGAAGAUUCCUUUUCAGAGACUGAAGACGACACUCAAAACACCGAAAUUAUAAAACAAAUAAAUGAUGAGAAGAAACAAAACGAAAGUAUCGAUAUACAAAAUGAAAAUAAAAAACCAAAACGGAAAUACCGGAAACGACAACCCCAAUCGGAGUACAAAAAUUUGGGAAAACCAAAGAAAUUGAGGAAAAAAACGACACAAAAAAUGAUUAUUAUUGGAGAAGAUAAAACUAAUACAUUUCCAAAAGAUAUUCAUAAUGAAGAUUUAAAGGAACCGAAAGUCUUUCGUUUUGAGGCCAAUUCAGAAGCACAUAAAACAUUACAAGAGAUGGAAAAUGUCACACAGGGUGACAUUUUUAAUUCUAAAAUAUCUUCGAAUUCAGAAGAAAAGGAUAGAAACAAAAAAGGUGAGAUUUCAAUGGGUAAUAACACUAUUGCAAGAGAAACAAACUUGUUGAAAGACCAGAAAAGCUCAUUUGACUCAAUACGAUCAACAGAGUUGGCACAGAAUAUGAUCCGUUCAGAUAAAAUAGAAAACUCUCCAACGGUUGUGAGUCAAUCAAAAAAGACAAUUUCGAAAACGCCACAGCAAUUCAAAAAACAAAUUGAAUAUGACGAAAAUUAUCUGAGCAGUGAAGAUAAAAAACAACUACAAACGUGGAGCGGACAAAACGUCGGACCGAUUAUCUACGACGUUUUUAAAGACUUGUCGGUGCGCGGGAGUAACGGACUUAUCAAGAAAAUAUCGAAAUGUGAUGGUUUCAUACUCACAAUAGAAGAUUAUGAUGGAAAUUUGUUUGGAGCCGUUGUCUUCAAAAGUAUCACGUCGGAGAAUGUCACGUUCGGUGACAAAGAAGCGUUCGUUUUCACAUUAAAAGAAAAUGGGAAAAAGAAGUGUGGGAAAUACAACAUAAAAGAAAAAAGGGCGUCCUUUGCAUUUUGCGCUGAAAGUAGAUUCACAACUAAAUUGUUGGAUGUCGGAAAUGGAGAUAUCAAAGUGGCGAAAAUGAACCACGACAAAGUGUUUUGUGAGGUUGGAAGUAAUUCGUUUGAGUAUGAAGGCGAAAAAUGUUUGUGUAACAAAGGAAUGAAGGAAUUUGAAAUAAAACAUUUGAUGGUGUACAGAAUGGAGAAAUAA